This is a messenger RNA of Rattus norvegicus (Norway rat), 5145 nucleotides long. It is a transcript of the gene Efs, whose product is annotated as embryonal Fyn-associated substrate. NCBI's taxonomy places the organism in Eukaryota, Metazoa, Chordata, Mammalia, Rodentia, Muridae. Gene Ontology annotation, molecular function: protein domain specific binding; SH3 domain binding. The record is from RefSeq and is a predicted model, not a curated record.
UGAGUUUUCUCCAAUGGACGGACGGACGCUGAGGCUGGAUCUCUUCCUUGUCUGAAUACCUGAGUAUUUGCAACCUUAAAGGAGAGGGCAGAAGUAAGGGCUUACAGAUUCAGGAAAGGUUCCCGCUCCCUCAGCUAAGAACAUCCAGUUUCUAUGAAAGCACUGUUAGAGGAAGAAGGGGCACUUUCCUUUUAUGUUCUCCUCGCCAAAGCCGACUGUUUCCUGGGAGGAAUUAAACCUGCGAGGUGGCCUCUGACUUGACCAAGGUAACAGAGCUGAUAAGCCAGGAUUCACUCUCAAGUGGUAGAGCGCUUGCCUAGGAAGUGCAAGGUCCUGGGUUCGAUCCCCAGCCCCGAAAAAAAAUAUAAAUAAAUAAAUAAAUAAAUAAAUAAAUAAAUAAAUAAAUAAAUAAAUAAAUAAAGGAGUUUAAAAAAAAAGACAGAAGCUGCCCUAUCUAAAGUCAUCUCCCAAGCUCUGGGGUCCCCACCCAUCUCUCAAACUGCACCCCUGCCUGGACCUAUGGCAUCCUUCUUCUUAGCUUCUUCUGGCCUGCAUCUAUUUCUGUGUCUGUCAGAGUGUCUAUGUUUCGGGACCAAGGUGUCCUGCUUACCUUUGUUUUGUGCUCGGUGACUCUAGGUAGAGUCAGUCCCUAGCAGUGCCAAGGCCGUCAGAUCCUCUCCUCUAGGACCAGAGUCUAGAGGAUAGAAAAGGUUCCCCUAGCGACCGCCUCCAGCCAAACUGAAACUGGGACAGAACUCUCACUCCAGAUGGAUCUAAACGCCUUAAAAUUCCCUUUCGUUCUAAUGGAGUCUGAGUAUGUUGAAGGUUUCCAGCCAAGGCAUGAGGUCUGCCCUCCAGCAUUACUGCUCAGAGCCAGCACCGUUCACCCUGUGUUCAUCCAGAAACUCUCCCUGAGCCACCCCUUAGGUGCCAGCUCUCCCCUCGGCAGAGGGUUCUAGGUAAGCAGGCAGUAAACACUGUCCAGGUGGUUCUGGAAAAUGCCGUGAAUCCUGUAGAACACUGCGGUGGAGGAACAGUGGUCUCAAAGCCUCCAGUCCACGAAGGUCCUGAAGUAAGAUUUCAUAUGUUCUCUCCUAAAGAGGUUAGGUAGGACUAAGCUCGCUAUUUUGUGCUUUUAAGUGUUCAUUUGUUAAACACUGAGAAAACAUUACAGCUUUCCACCUCUAUUUGGCAGCUUGCUUUCUAAAUACCGCCCUCCCAUGUCCAAAAACAAUUUGAAGAAGACAGAUCUCCCUCUAAGAAGCUCUGAUGUACACCUUCUCGAAGUAAAGGCCAGAGAAGAGAGCGACUGUAGAAAGGCUGGCAGGAAGAGUAUAGAAAGCAAGGAGCUGGGGUUCAGCUAAAACUCCCGAUUCCGGUCCCUCUGAAAGAGUUCUGUCCUCUCUGCCCACGGUCUCUCCUCCAACUGCUCCAGGAGCAGCGAGGGCCAAGCCUUAAAAGAGAGACAGGCCCGGACUGGCAAAGGAGGCGAAAAGGCGGUGCAAUCGGCCAGCCUGGGAUCUGGAGUUAGACGCUAAGGCUUCUCGCUCUCUCCCAAGGGCCAGAAUCUUUGUUCAACACCAGACUCCAAGCCAGUGACCCUCUGGAUCUCCCCGGCUCACUCCCGCUGCCCCCUGCAAAGUCAGCGUGGUGAAACCUCCAGGACCCUGGCGCGGCGGAAGCAGCGCGUCCCCUCCCUCGGGAAAGACAGAUGUGGGGCUAAUGAAAGGGAGGCAGGGAGAGGCGUGGGGCUGGCGGGGGAGAGCGGGGGCGUGGCGGCCAGAGCGGAGCUCUCCAGAGCGCGCAGACCAGACCACCCCGCGGUCUGCCGCGCGGUCCCGAGGAGGAAGGUUCGGGGGAGAGGGGCCGGGCUGGGGCGCGCAGUUUGGCCCUAGGGUGGGGAGCUGAAACUCAACACCGCCUCGGGAAGGAUCGUCCCCUUUCUCUGCAGCUUCCCCUUCCCCCUUCCUCCUCCCCCUUCUCUUAAUCCCCUGGACUGAGCCCCUCGCGAGAGGAGUGGGCCCGAGGGGAGGGGAAAGAGCUUGCUGCGGGGAGCCGGAGCUCGGGCAGGGGAGGGAAAGGGGCGCCGAGUACAAGGGGUGAGCGGGGGCCACGAGCGACCCCGGACCUUUUCUAACCUUCAGUGUCCCCACCUCGACCCUAGGCAAGCCCAUAGAACUGCCCUUCCCCUUCUCUGUUCCCUUUGCUCUGUGGCCUUUUUCUUCGUUCCCCAAUACACCUGGAGCUUCCCCAAGCUUUGGGACUCGCCGAGCGCCGGGUCCAGGGUGUGUGAACGGGGACUUCGGUCAGUGGGGUGCCCGGGGCAGAGGGUGGUGCGCGCCCUUGAGCGCUGAGACCCAGAGGUGCCUCGCGGCCACCUCCAAGACCUGGCUGUGCUGAGCAGUGUGGCGGGGAGAGCCCGCCUCGGCGGGGGCCUGGGCAGACGGCCCAGCUCCACCGCCACGCGCUCUUAGGCCUUUGGCUCCGGCCUUUGCGCUGACUUGAGCGAGUUUGGCGACACUCGGUUCAGUUGUCGCUCCUCCUCCUUCCCCGCGGGUCCCGCCGCAGUGCCCCGGCUGCCAGGACCACAGCCCUGGGAGCACAGCUCUGCGCCGCUGGGGGAGGGUUGGCCCCUAGAGUCGCUCGUCCAGCUUAACCACUCAGGCGGCUUCUCCCAGCCCUCGGGGUUAGCCUGAGCUGCCUGGAGAGGCGUCGAAAGCAGCCACAGCUCCUGUCUCUUAGGCUGGGAAGUGAGCUUUACCCCAUGUGUGUUCAGGAGGCCUUUGCGACUUGAGGCAGCAGCUGUGGGGGCCUGCAGCCCCGAAAGACCCUGGGGACAGUUUAGAGCGCGCCCCUUGGAUGAGGUCCCGCAGCGACGCCCAGGCCCGCCCUACUCCUCCUCCUGCUUGGCCAAGCUGCCUCCUAUUUGGAAAGUUUUGUGGGUUUUCUUUCUCUUCCUCCAACUUUGGGGGAGGCAUCUCCUCAAGCGCUACAGCUUGGGGUGACCUUCUGGCUUGGAGGCCGGGAACCAUGGUGUGGGGCACCCAUCGCUGAGGUCAGAGAAACUGAGCCUAGCCUGAAGCAGGCGACCCUGGAGGCCAGAGCCAUGGCCAUUGCCACGUCGGCCCAGCUUGCCCGGGCACUGUACGACAACACGGCUGAGUCCCCCCAGGAGCUGUCCUUCCGCCGAGGGGAUGUUCUACGGGUACUGCAGAGGGAGGGCGCUGGUGGACUCGAUGGUUGGUGCCUUUGCUCCCUGCAUGGCCAGCAGGGUAUUGUCCCUGCUAACAGAGUGAAGCUCCUUCCUGCUAGCCCAGCACCCAAGCCUAGCCUCUGCCCAGCACCUCCCACCCAACCGGGCUGCUCAUCAUGCCCCACCCCAGAGCGCGGCUGUGAGGAGCAGGAGGUGUAUGUGAUACCACCACCAGCUCGACCCUGCUCUGCCUCAGGACUUCCAGCUAGAUCCUGUUCGCCCUCUUCCGACUCCAUCUACAAGGUCCCCAGAGUCAAUGGGAUACAGCUGACUGCCCCCAGAGAUGUGGGAGAGGUCUAUGAUGUGCCUCCCAACAUCCUCCGGGCUCCCUCCAAUUGCCCCUAUGAUUCCCCAGCCUCCUUUUCCUGUCCUGCGACCCCAGUUGUCCCACAGCCCCCUGGAGAGGAUGAAGCUCCCUAUGAUGUGCCUCUGGCCCUGAAGUCACCUGCAGAGAUGGAGCCUGACCUGGAGUGGGAAGGGGGCCGGGAGCCAGGGCCUCCCCUUUACGCUGCCCCUUCCAACCUAAAGCGGGCCUCUGCCCUGCUCAACCUGUACGAAGCACCUGAAGAACUACUGGCAAACGGAGAAAGCCGGGAUGCAGAUGAAGGCAUCUACGAUGUGCCUCUGCUGGGGCCAGAGCCACCGUCACCAGAGCCCCCAGCAGCUUCUUCCUCCGCCGACCCGGACACUGUGGCCCAGCUUCUGACCAGAAGCCCUCCACCCCAACAUAGGCCCAGACUACCAUCCACUGAGAGCCUGUCCCGCCGCCCUCUGCCUGCCCUCCCGGUCUCUGAGGCUCCUGCUCCUUCUCCAGCACCUUCUCCUGCCCCAGGCCGAAAGGGCAGUAUCCAGGACAGGCCUCUUCCCCCUCCCCCGCCCUGCCUGCCCGGUUAUGGGGGCCUCAAACCGGAGGGAGAUCCAGAGUGCAGGGAGGUAGACAGUGAUUCAGGAGGCCCUCACAAUGAAUAUGAAGGCAUCCCAAUGGCCGAGGAAUAUGACUAUGUGCAUCUGAAGGAAGCCCUGUCCCCAGAGGAGCCACUGGUCCUGUCCACUGGAGAUCUACAGCUUCUGCACUUCUAUGCGGGGCAAUGCCAGAGCCACUACUCAGCUCUACAGACUGCUGUGGCAGCUCUCAUGUCCAGUACCCAGGCCAACCAGCCGCCAUGUCUCUUUGUGCCCCACGGCAAACGAGUGGUGGUGGCUGCCCACCGCCUGGUAUUUGUUGGGGACACCCUAGGCCGGCUGGCAGCCUCUGCACCUCUCCGAGCACAGGUGGGGGCUGCAGGUACAGUGCUGGCCCAAACCUUGCGGGCCACUGUGCUUGCUGUCAAGGGGGCCGCCUUAGGUUACCCAUCUGACACUGCGGUCCAAGAGAUGGCGCGAUGUGUGGCAGAGCUUGCAGGGCAGGCCCUACGCUUCACCACCCUACUCGCUGGCCUGCUCCCCUGAGGGCCUGUUUGUCCAGCCUUACCCUCCCUGCCUGCCAGAGCCCUGCGCUCCGGCUAGAGGUUCAUCUCUUGGUCAUUUUAGCCACCCACCGAGGCAUCUCUUCCCCCAUACCUACUGCUUUUUGUAUGAGCCAUUUUGUAUAAAUUAUUUAUAUUUAAUAUUUCUUGCUUUGUCCAGGCAGGCAGCAGGCCAUCUGGGGUAGGGAGGGACUGGAUUCUCCUCAUCAUCCUGGGUGGAGGUCGCUGUACUGCCUUCUGCCUUUGGGAGUUUGGAACACAGAAAAUCAGGAGGCUGAAACUUGGCACCACCACACUGAGCCUCUCUCCUGUAUCUUGGCUGAAGAUGACAAUGUUAAGAGCCUGGGAAACACUGGAGAGCUUCUCCCCUCACAAGUCAGGAAAGCAUGGCAUGCACCUCAAUAAAACCUGCCUUAUGGUUCCUGA